Messenger RNA from Aspergillus steynii IBT 23096, 1542 nucleotides. RefSeq names its product dual-specificity mitogen-activated protein kinase kinase. The coding region runs from base 1 to 1542 and encodes 513 amino acids. Gene Ontology annotation, biological process: protein phosphorylation. Lineage: Eukaryota; Fungi; Ascomycota; Eurotiomycetes; Eurotiales; Aspergillaceae. Gene Ontology annotation, molecular function: ATP binding; protein kinase activity. The transcript has 4 exons. The record is from RefSeq and is a predicted model, not a curated record.
AUGUCAUCCUCCGCCGUUCCCCUCCUCAAACCGCCCGUGCCGGGUAAUCGCAACAAGAACGCCAGCCCUGCCAACGGCAACAGUCCUCGCCCUCCCAAACUCACCUUGGGUAUCCCGCCGUCUCCCAAUGCUCGCCCCGUCACUGGAAAUGGCGUGCCGGCGCCCGCUCCCGCUCCCGUUCCUGCUGCUGCCGCCGCCGACGGCCCUCAGCUGCAGCGCCCGGCCGGCCGACCAGCGCCCCCUCAACUUCGCCUAGCGACCCCCAUGGGCAGCAGUCAGGAUGUCCCGCAAUCCAACGGCCGACCCAAGCCGCCGCCUCUAGCCACCAACGGCCUGAACGAACCGAACGGGCAUUCGCGAACGGGAAGCUUCACCUAUCUAGAUGGAAAAGCGAGCGGUCCGGCCUCGGCGUCGUCCUCCAAUUAUUCAGCCCUGUCAUUCGCCAUGGGGCUGCGUCAACCGCACGGAAGCACCCCCGACCCCUCUUCCGCCAUCAGUUCCGUCUACUCCGAUCGGGAGGGCGCCGUGCCCGUGGAGCGAGACAGCAGCGUCAACGGGUUGAUCCCGGAUCUGGAUAAGUUGAGCUUGGAGAAGGGCAGGCCCUUGGAUGUCGACGAUCUGGAUGACGAAGGCUGGUUGGCCGCAAGUGAAUCGAAGAAAAUCGAGGAACUGGGUAGCUUGGGUGAAGGUGCCGGUGGUGCGGUCACCCGAUGCAAACUGAAGGAGGGAAAGACGGUCUUCGCUCUCAAGAUCAUCACGACGGACCCCAACCCUGACGUGAAGAAGCAAAUUGUCCGAGAGCUUAAUUUUAAUAAAGACUGUGCAUCCGACCAUAUCUGUCGUUACUACGGCGCGUUCAUGGACAAGUCGACGGGGACCAUUUCGAUCGCAAUGGAAUUCUGCGAAGGAGGCAGUCUGGACAGUAUAUACAAGGAAGUGAAAAAGUUGGGUGGUCGAACCGGAGAGAAGGUGCUGGGCAAGGUGGCCGAAGGGGUACUGAACGGGUUGACGUAUCUCCACAGCCGAAAAAUCAUUCACCGAGACAUCAAGCCGUCAAACAUUCUUUUAUGCCGCGAUGGACAGGUAAAACUCUGUGAUUUCGGUGUCAGUGGAGAAUUCGGCACCAAGGGUGACGCGAACACGUUCAUCGGUACCUCCUACUACAUGGCCCCCGAGCGAAUUACCGGCCAAUCCUACACCAUCACGUCCGACGUGUGGUCUCUGGGAGUGACCUUGCUUGAAGUCGCCCAACAUCGCUUCCCGUUCCCUGCCGACGGCACUGAAAUGCAGCCUCGCGCGGGCCUUAUUGACCUCCUGACGUACAUCGUCCGCCAACCGAUUCCCAAGCUGAAGGAUGAACCCGAAAGUGGCAUUCGCUGGUCCGACAAGUUCAAAUACUUUAUUGAAUGCUGUCUCGAGAAAGAACCUCCACGAAGAGCCACUCCAUGGCGGAUGCUGGAACAUCCUUGGGUGCUGGACAUGAAGAACAAAAAAGUCAACAUGGCAAACUUCGUGAAGCAAGUGUGGGGCUGGAACGAGUAG